AAGUCUGAAAGUUUUCGAAAACGAUAUUGGGCAAGAUCGUAUUUAGGAUAUCCGAGUGUACGUGAUGCAGAACCUAAUAUUGGACAUUAUGCUUUAUCAGCUUUAAUGAAGAUGGGAUACGUUAAAAAAAUCAUUACUCAGAAUGUUGAUAGGCUUCAUCAUCGUGCUUCUCUAGAUGAUGAAAGCGUUUUGAAUCAUCCUUCUAUUCUUGAACUUCAUGGAACUCUACGAUUUGUGAAUUGCUUAGACUGUGGUCAUCUUAUAGAUCGGAAUCAGAUUCAAGAUCAAUUAUCGAAAUUGAAUCCUGAUUGGGCUGAUCAUCUUGAUCAACUUGCAAUUGUUGGUCAAGAGAUUAAAACUAAUCCAGAUGGUGAUAUAGAUUUGAAUGAUAGAUCAUAUGAUUCUUUCGUUUUACCUAGUUGUUCAAAAUGUUUAACUGGAAUCUUAAAACCUAGUGUGACUUUUUUUGGUGAAUCACUUCAUAGUAACAUUAAACCUAAAACAGAAGAAAUUAUUUCGAAUUCAUCAAAUUUGAUUGUCCUUGGUUCAUCACUCACAACUUAUUCAGCUUUCAAACUUGUAAAACAGUUUAAAGAUCUCAAACCACAUUCUCAGGUUGGAUUAGUAAACAUUGGUAGAUGCAGAGCAGAUGAGAUUGUAGAUUGGAAGAUUGGAACUGAUACUGAUGAACAAAUUGGAUUAGGUUGUAGUGAGGUUUUAAGAGCAGUUGGAUUAGAACUUUUUCAGAGAGAUUAUCGUGGUAUAGGAAAAGAAAAAGAAGUGGUUAGGAACUUGUUGGAAAGUGGGGUUAAGAAACCUGUUCUUUAG
This is a messenger RNA of Melampsora larici-populina 98AG31, 828 nucleotides long. RefSeq lists its product as uncharacterized. The record is from RefSeq and is a predicted model, not a curated record. The annotation marks the transcript as partial. NCBI's taxonomy places the organism in Eukaryota, Fungi, Basidiomycota, Pucciniomycetes, Pucciniales, Melampsoraceae. Gene Ontology annotation, molecular function: NAD+ binding. The transcript is spliced from 4 exons.